UGCUCAUUAGAGAGGGAUUUUGUUCGAGUGCUAUGUCGUGUGGAAAGAGGGACCAGUUAACACACUGAAAUGGGGCCGUAAUCUGGCGACAGCUAGUUCUGUGUGCGUAUCAGUGACUGAAGGGCCUCCUGUCUACGACUGUUGACGAUCCCAACGCUCCGCCCAGCUGUGUCAAAACGUAGGAAUGCAAAUACUUUCCAUGGACAUUUAGCCACGCUCCCAUUGGCCGAACUGCUAAUUGCUAUGCUGUGAUUGGUUGAGCUGCUAAUUGUGUUGGACACAUAACUACUGUAUGUCGGAUUCGAGGCGCACUUGUUGUGAAGCUGUCUUAGUUCGUGACAACAAAUUCGUUACUUUGAAGAGUGCGAACCUAACCGUAUAAUCUGUCAAUUUAUCUUAAGAACAUGGCGACUGCAGCUUGGUUGGUUGGAUUCCUCGGUAUCGCUGUUUUGAUCACUGUCACGUCGGCCCAAAAUGCGACGGAGUCAACCCAGGGUCCGUCAGAUGACGCGAACACCACCGCUACGGCAGACACGGCAGGAGACUUCCAGUGUUACGUGUGUGACGGUGCAGCGGUGGGGUCAUCCUCAGGCUGUGGGCGUACCGUCAACUCUUCUGUACAGACCACAGGAUGCUCAGGACACUGUAUGACCCGCCGCAUGGGAGCCGUUGGGGCGCAUGUGUGGAAGCGGUCCUGUGAGGAAGAGUGUGAGGAGACCUGUCUGCAAGCGCCCUCUGCCGAGACUUGCACGUACUGCUGCCAGGAAGAGCUGUGUAAUGGAGAAUUAAACACUGCAAGCACUUCCGGGCCUGGGACCUGGAUACGCCUUUUGUUUGCAGCUCACAUAGUUUUGUUGGUUGGCAUAUAAUCUGUCUUAUGACAUUUUAUACAAAGCCACGAUGUUUUUGUCUUGUAGUGUUUAAAAAUGUCAUUCUCUACGUUUGAAAACGUUCCUGUGUUCAUUUUCAUUUUAUUGUACCUUUUCUGUCAUAUAAUUUUAUUGUAGAUUUUGUCAUUUCAAUUUUUAAAAGAGCUACAGAAUCAAUCUAUUGUUAUAGUUUUUAGCUUUACAAAUAUCUAAUGCUGUUAAGUUUGUUAAAGUAAAUAUGUUAACAGUCAAAGACUACAGUUAGAACACAAUCAUUUGUUCUUGAUAUAUUUAUGAUGAUUUAAUAUCCAUCCAUCCAUCCUGGUAGACUGAGGAUUAAAAAUGAUAUAGUAAGCAAUAUCACUGUUUGUGACAAAUGUAACGAGAAAGACGGAUAAAGUUAUUUGUUGAUAUCUUGAAGACAGGGGUGGAUAAAGGAAUGCACAGGAAAGUCUUUUGUGCUUGUACUUUUGUGUUGGUUUCACUGAAUGUCACCAACCAUUAAAAAAAAUUAUGAAUCUAUGGAACCGUAGAAAGACUAAUAGAAACAACGUAUUCGACAUUAGAAAUGUUUCUAACAUGUUGAAAUAUGGUUAAAAUAUCUAGCCAUCAUUUUAGGCAUGCAGGUAGCUUAGGCAAAGAUGUUCAUAAUAAUAUACAUGGUAUGCAAAUGAGUACUUAAUUUGCA
Branchiostoma floridae (Florida lancelet) is the source of this 1557-nucleotide messenger RNA. RefSeq lists its product as uncharacterized. The record is from RefSeq and is a predicted model, not a curated record. Lineage: Eukaryota; Metazoa; Chordata; Leptocardii; Amphioxiformes; Branchiostomatidae. The transcript has 3 exons. The coding region runs from base 405 to 869 and encodes 154 amino acids.